GGCAGUUGAGCGCGCGGUCUAGGCUUCGAUGGAGCUGCUAGUGCAAAAAAAGAGCUGUGCCGGUCUCCAGUUAUUUCGGUGGAAACGUUUUUUGUUUAUCGCACUGUAAAAAAUAAUAAUCACUGUAAUUAUUUUGUGAAGGACACCGUUGUCGAAAUGGAAACCGAAAAUAAUCUCCAAAAACGAUCGGUUGUGGUUUUCUGUGUGCGUGAGUACAAAGUUCCAACACAAGAGUGCGCGAAUGUAUCCCCUCCACAUAUCUACUGACUCUAUGCUUUCCUUGGCGCGUGCCGAUUUGCCGAUUCAGUUUCACAACAUUCUUGGCAUUCAAACAGGCAACGUGCUUUGUACUUUGUAGGUUAGGUUUUCUACAUGCUGUCUCAAGCUCACGUGGAUUGUAAUAAUUAAUCAUUCGUUUUUAGUGUGGUGAUGGUGAAUGGUGCACGACAAAAAUGUCAACAACAAAAGCAGAUAGUUCAUCAAAUAGUGGAGCUACAGGAGGUGUACAGCUACAAAAAAAGUUGGGUCUUUUGGACGGUGUAGCUAUUAUUGUUGGAAUAAUAGUUGGAUCAGGAAUUUUUGUUAGUCCCAAAGGUGUUUUAAUUAGAUCAGGGUCUGUGGGUUUAGGACUUGUGAUAUGGGUAUUGUCCGGCGUUUUGUCUGUGGUCGGUGCACUUUGCUAUGCUGAGCUUGGCACUAUGAUUCCAAAGUCAGGCGGUGACUAUGCCUACAUAAACGAGGCGUUUGGGGCGCUGCCGGCCUUCCUCUACCUGUGGGUGGCUCUGCUGGUGAUUGUGCCCACUGGCAAUGCCAUCACGGCGCUCACCUUUGCUGAGUACAUUGUCAAGCCGGCCUGGCCUCACUGCGAUCCGCCUUACGAGGUUACCAGGCUCAUUGCCACUCUCAUCACCUGCUUGCUGACGGCGGUGAACUGUUACGACGUGAAGUGGGUGACGCGAGUGCAGGACUUCUUCACAGCGACCAAGGUGCUGGCUCUGCUGAUGAUCGUGGGUGUGGGUGUGUGGGCGCUGCUGGUCGACUCACACACGCAGAACAUCAGUCAGCCAUUCGAGGGUAGCAACACCAGUCCAGGCGCCAUUGCGCUCGCCUUCUAUUCGGGGUUGUUUUCUUAUGCUGGAUGGAACUACUUGAAUUUCGUGACUGAAGAACUGAGGGACCCAUACAAAAAUCUUCCACGUGCCAUCAGCAUAUCAAUUCCCCUUGUGACUGUGAUCUAUUGCCUUGUCAACUUGGCCUAUUUUGUCAUUCUUCCAAAAGUAGACCUGCUUUCUUCCAAUGCUGUGGCUGUGACGUUCGCGGACCGUGCGCUGGGCGGUUUCGCUUGGUCGAUGCCCACGUUCGUCGCGUGUUCGACGUUCGGCGCAUUGAACGGCGCGAUUUUUGCUUCGUCGCGACUCUUCUUUGUCGGCGCGCGACAAGGACAUCUGCCCAAGGCCAUUGCACUCAUCAACGUCGACACUUGCACGCCCGUGCCUUCGCUCAUAUUUCUGUGCAUAGUGACAGUUGUACUGCUUUUCAUUGAGGACAUCUACAUGCUGAUCAACUACGUGAGUUUUGUGGAGGCGCUGUUCACUCUUAUCUCAGUGUCGGGUCUGCUCUGGCUCAGGUACAAAAUGCCUGAUCGACAUCGGCCCAUCAAGGUGAACAUCCUGCUGCCGAUAGCAUUCUUUGUGAUCUGCGUGUUUCUGGUGACGCUGCCGGUGUUGGAGCGGCCACAGGAAGUGUGUGUCGGCCUCAUCAUCACCCUCUCAGGCAUCCCGGUUUACUACAUAUUCAUCGAAUGGAACAAGAAGCCGCAGUGGAUACAGAAGACAUCCAAUUAUUUGAACUCAACCUGUGCAAAAAUGUUUAUGUGUGUUCUGGAAGAAGGCAUGGUCUACAAACCAAUGCUGGAGAAAAAACAGGAGAAUGAUUAAAAUCAUAUUGAUGUAACUCUACCACCAGCUAUGUGGCAUCAACACAUAUUAAUAUAUUAAUUUGAUACUUCAUUUCGAAAAUGCAAUAACUAUUGUACCAUAAUGCAUUCCAUGAGUUGAGGAUAUCAUAGAGAAUGUCUUCCAAUCUAUAGAAAAAACGAAAUAAAAUGUUUAUUUGUAAUAUAUGAUACCAAAUUAGGGAAUACAGUAUAUCAUACCAUACCGUAACAUUCCAUAAUAUUAUAUUUUUUGUCAAAGUUUGGAACUUUUUAUGUAUAACUGAUAAUCGAGACUAAUGAUUACGGUAUGAAUAUUGUCACCUCAAUUAUCCUGUAAAACGGGAACCCUAUUUUAUGCAUCUUUUUUUAUAUAUUUAUUGUAGUUCUAAAUGAUGGUUGAAAUUUGAACAUUAACUCACUUUACUUUUAAAACGGUUACAUUCCUUCCGUAACAUUCCAAACAGCAAUACGAAAUUAUUAUCUACGUGUGGGAAAAAUAAAAAUUAAUAUUUAUGAAGACCAAGUAGCGGGUUUCACAACCUAAAAGUACAAUAAAUUAGUAUUCGAAACCGUAUUCUGAUACGUAGGUAGGUAAUGUAUUUUUAAAACAACUUAAUUGAUCACUUCUGUAAUUUUUUUUUCAAUUUCGGUACACUACGUUUAGGGUUAUCAGGUUUUGUAAUGUUCGAUUGUUUGUACCUACAUAAUCUGUUGAGGGCUGCUAUUUUACACCCAUAUAUUUUUUGAGAAGGCAUAGGAUACAGAAAAUAACGUAUAAUAUCACGAAUAAAAGCAUUGAAAAGCAAUAAUUAAUAAUAAUAAGCAAUAUGAGCUACUAGAUUUGAAAUUGUAUUUAUAAAGACAAUCGUAUAUUGUAAAAUAAUAUAGUUUAUUACGAUCUCAUUAUUUUCAAUGGAGAAGUCAUACAAGUUAACGUUUGAAACGUUUUCCAGUGCCAGAGAGUGCCUCAUAAAUUAUUAUUCACUUAUGAAUAUAAUGGCUGAAAAUCCAUAUAUGAACUAUAUAAAAUCUUUUGAAAAAAUAUUAUAUAAAUUGUACCUUGUGUGAGGAAACUCGCAGCAUACAGACAAUAAUUUCAUCAAUAACUGUUACGAACCGUACGAUUAGAAAUGAAAAAAAAAACAAAACCAUUAGGCUAUCAAUAAUUAUUCUUCAUUAUUCACAAUUCAAUUGUAUGGGAUUCGCAUCUUAUGUUAGUGUUUUUGUCAUAAAGAUAAAAAACUCUAAUCAAAACAUUAUUUAUAUUUAUUACUUAUUUAUAAUUCAAUUUGGGUUAGAUUUUUCAUUUUGUGUCUUGAAUCUUGAGUAUAUAGAGGUGCGUACAGAUAUACACGCGCCGCGAACAUGAACAA
Molecule: messenger RNA, 3309 nt
Organism: Nilaparvata lugens (brown planthopper)
Lineage: Eukaryota; Metazoa; Arthropoda; Insecta; Hemiptera; Delphacidae
Product: Y+L amino acid transporter 2-like
Exons: 10
Coding region: 453-1937 (494 amino acids)
Biological process (GO): amino acid transmembrane transport
Cellular component (GO): membrane
Molecular function (GO): L-amino acid transmembrane transporter activity
Source: RefSeq, a predicted model, not a curated record